GUCGAUCUGCACGGACAUGCGCAAACCGCGUGUGGCGCAGCGGAGAGGGGGCGGAGUCACACACAGCAGUGAGUCACGUAGCUAGCUAGCCUGUAGCGAAGCGAGCAGAUCAUGGAUAUGAGCAGCAGUGAGUGUUUUGGAUGCGGCCGCUCUGGGCAUUGGGUGAAGAACUGUCCUAAUGCUGGACGUGGACGCGGGAGAGGCAGAGGCCGAGGCAAGGAUCUCUUCUGUUACCGCUGUGGUGAACAGGGGCACAUUGCCAGGGACUGUGAACAGACGGAGGACGGUGAGGCACUGUCACCUUUCUCUCAAACCUGCUACAACUGCCACAGGAGUGGCCACAUCUCCAGGGACUGUAAGGAGCCCAAGAAGGAGCGGGAGCAGUGCUGCUACAACUGUGGCAAGGCCGGACAUGUGGCCCGAGACUGCGACCACGCCAACGAGCAGAAGUGCUACUCCUGCGGAGGGUUUGGACACAUCCAGAAACUGUGUGACAAAGUGAAAUGCUACCGGUGUGGUGAGAUUGGCCACGUGGCGGUGCAGUGCAGCAAGGCCAGCGAGGUGAACUGCUACAACUGUGGCAAGACCGGUCACCUGGCCAGAGAAUGCACGAUCGAAGCCUCUGCAUAACCGGCUUCCUCUGUCGCUCCCUCCUUUUUCAGAUUGAUGGUUGGUUGUAUUAUUUUCUCGGAAUCCUCUUCAUUGGCCAAAGGUUGGCAGACGGAGGCUUGUCCCAGGCCAGUGAGCUUCUUGACGUGUUUAAAGGAUUAAAAAAAAAAAUAACGAAGGGGUGGAAAAAUCUUUCUGCAUUCAAUACAAAUGUCUGUUUAGUUUGGUAGAGGUGUUAUGUAUAAUGCUUUGUUCAAAAGACCCCUUUCCAUGCCGCUGGUGAUGAGACCGAUGACUGGGGCACAGUGUGCGAUGUAGGACCUCCGGGCUUGAAGUGAGCCUUCGUAAGAUGAUGGGAGGCAGAGGUUGGGGACGCCUCAAUUUCUGUGUACAGAUUUUUUUGUUUAGAUUAAGUUGGGGAAAAAAAAAAUUAUGAGUUGGCUUAAGAGAGAGAGUAUGACCGGGAUAACCAUUCGCAACACAGGAAUCCAUCUUAAUCCGGGCCCCACGAGCAAGGUGGGCGUCAUAACUCGCGAAGAAAUAUGAUGUAAUGUUGAUCAUGCUGAUAACACCGAAAUAUUGAGAAAUCCCAAGUUUUUUGUGAGUUUUUUUUCUUUACCUUUUUUGUUUUUCCUUUUGUUUUUCUUUAAUUUUUUUGUUUUUGGGACUUUUUUGUACAAAGUCAUCAGUUUGCAAGUUUGCAGCAAACGUCGCUCAUUAAUGCCUAAAUAUUCCAAAAGUAAUUUUAGUCAUUUCUAUCCUAAAUUAUCAAGAAAAUAAACUUGUGGAUUUAUCAGUAAUUUGCAAAAGGAGAAUGUUUUCACAGAAAUCAAAUAUUAUUUUUGUACAAUAUCACUUGGACUACUGUAAGAAUAUCAUUUGCUUGUACUCAGUUUUUAAGUCGGAAAGAAGAUGCAACUUAAGUCCUAUAACAUAGAAAAUGUAAUUUUAAACUAUCAAUAAAGCUGGAGGAGGAUCGGGAA
This is a messenger RNA of Astyanax mexicanus (Mexican tetra), 1592 nucleotides long. It is a transcript of the gene cnbpa, whose product is annotated as CCHC-type zinc finger, nucleic acid binding protein a. The record is from RefSeq and is a predicted model, not a curated record. Lineage: Eukaryota; Metazoa; Chordata; Actinopteri; Characiformes; Acestrorhamphidae. Bases 112 to 630 code for a protein of 172 amino acids. Gene Ontology annotation, biological process: positive regulation of cytoplasmic translation. Gene Ontology annotation, molecular function: mRNA binding; translation regulator activity; zinc ion binding. The transcript has 5 exons. Gene Ontology annotation, cellular component: cytoplasm.